Punica granatum (pomegranate) is the source of this 1421-nucleotide messenger RNA. The record is from RefSeq and is a predicted model, not a curated record. Lineage: Eukaryota; Viridiplantae; Streptophyta; Magnoliopsida; Myrtales; Lythraceae.
UUUUGCGUUAUCUUCAAGUUCACUUGCUCGAAUUACGUUAGCUGAAAACGAAGUAUUAAAAGGUGGAUCUACUUUCCUUUUUUGGAAGAAUUCUCUUGCGAAGAUUGACAUUUUAAUUCUGGAGGAUUUGCUUUUUAUAUUGUUCGUUAGCAUAUGACGAAAAGCUUGACACAGAUUUUCGUGAUUCAAUCGAAUGAAUUUAGUUAAUAUAUGCUUAAAAUCCAUGGAGUUUGAUCUUUCUGAAUCUGUAGUAGUUGCUACCAUGAGAAGCUUAAACACAAACGAGAUGCGGACGUGAACUCAUUUCUGAUGAUUUUGAACUUCGGGGCUCCGUCUGCCAUAGUUUGGAGAUGUCUUCAUUGCGGUUCCUUUUCUAAGCAUCUCGAGCUGAGGUCUGAAUUCUAUCGAGAAGUUGCUAAUCUUCUCAUUGUAUCUUCCACUGCAGGCCCAGUUUCGUUUGUGAGGCGCUUUUCAUACAAGGACAUAAAGAAGGCCACUGAUGGAUUUUGCCGGAUUAUCUACAGCAGUGCUCAUGGUGCUGCCUAUAAGGCCAAAUUUCGAGAUGGUGAGCUCGCUCUUGUUAAAGAAAUAAAGGAUUUCGAACAAACAAAAGACGUGUUCUAUAGGGAAGUGCAACUCUUGGGACGGUUGCAUCACCGCCAUCUCCUUCCACUGAUAGGAUUUUCCAUGGAACAGAAGAGUUUGCUUGUGUUUGAAAAUAUCGAGAAUGGAAGCUUGAAAGAUCACCUUAAUGAUCCUCUCAGGACUCCCCUGAACUGGAAGACGAGAAGACAGAUAGCCGUCGGUGUGGCUGCAGCUUUGGUGAGUCGUCAAUGCAUAUACAUCGGUACACAUGAGUAUCUGCUUCUCUUCAAUGAUCCUCCGAUCUAUCAUGUUUCCAUUAGCUCAAGUAAUAUCAUGCUUGAUGAGGACUUUACGGCCAAGCUAUCCGAUGUCGGGUUUCUUGGGUCUUCUGGCAAUUCUACGAACGCACCCCACACGAAAUGCUCAGAAGAUCGUACGGGAUCACAGUGCAACAACAUAAUCUUCCAGCUCGGAGUGCUGAUCCUGGAGCUCAUCACGGGCCAGUCCUCCGAGGAGGGAGGCUUCGAUUUGAUUCAAUGGGUACAAGAGAACCGUCUUGGAGGAUCAGUACACAAUCUGAUAGACCCCGAUCUCGGGAGCGACUACAGUUCGAGAGAGCUAGAGAACCUUCUAGAUGUAGCACGGGCGUGCAUAAGGUCUAGGGACAAGCCGGUUUUUUCGGCUGCAAAGUUGCUUAGAUACCUUCAAAAGAAAAUCGAUACUCCGACAUGAUCACUUUCCUAUCUUCAUUCGAGCAUUUGUAGGUUGUUGUCUUCAAAUGUGGAAUAAGUUCAAUUCUUUCUUCCCGAGGUUUACGCAUCUCUUUUCAAUGUUCA